AUGGCCCCUAUCACAGUUAGCAACCAACAAUGUGCCCCUUGCCCGCGAACCAUAGGCAUAUCUCUCCGCGAGUACCUCGUUGGCAUUGGCAGUCGACAAGGGUCCUCGCCCAAACCAGUUGAAGCCUUGCCUAGCCCGGCCUCGACAGCCUGCUACACACAUUAUGGUGAUGCUCCCUUGAGUGCAGAACAGUUUGAAAUAAUGUGGCAGUUCGGUCGCUUUGCGAAGACGGGGAAGGUUGUGGGGCUGGGCCAUCGGAUACGGUUGAGGCGGCGCGUUCUGCCUUCAAUGGGUCUAGUCGUACCUAUGCCUACAGGUUGGACUGAGACACAUUUCGCUCUGUUCUUUGAGGAGUAUUGUGCGUUUAAAGCCGCUGCCAGUGCUACGAUUGAUGGCUUCAAUAAUGUAUCAACUUCGAAAUGGGGGGAUGUGAAACCUCUCAGAGAGUUAAACGAGGAUGAACUCAGUCGCUACUUCAUUGAUACCAACCAACGUUCACCAGGCAGCCCAAACUGGCUUUCCAAGCUUGACCUGACCCUUGACAAUCUUAUUGCGGUGAAGGAGAAGACGAGACGAGAGAAGGCAAAGGUUGUCGUCACCACCGUAAAACGCCCGGAUAAUAUAUAUGGCCUACGUCGUUUGAAUCGACUCCGCCCUGGUCAACGUCGUCAGGAUAGUAAACACCACAAUGACCUAUUAGCCCAGUGCGCCGAACGAGCGAAAUCUCGUGAGAGAAAAGUUUCUACGUCAUCGUCGGAGGGAUUCAUUAAUUUGAAGAAUGGCCGAAAUCUCUUUAUCAUUUCUAGGUAA
Messenger RNA from Blastomyces dermatitidis ER-3, 810 nucleotides. RefSeq lists its product as uncharacterized. Bases 1 to 810 code for a protein of 269 amino acids. NCBI's taxonomy places the organism in Eukaryota, Fungi, Ascomycota, Eurotiomycetes, Onygenales, Ajellomycetaceae. The record is from RefSeq and is a predicted model, not a curated record. The transcript has 3 exons.